Messenger RNA from Penicillium salamii, 1044 nucleotides. The record is from the annotation of a GenBank genome assembly. NCBI's taxonomy places the organism in Eukaryota, Fungi, Ascomycota, Eurotiomycetes, Eurotiales, Aspergillaceae.
AUGCGUAAAACCUUCCUUGCAGCUCUUGCGUGCGCCUCUGCCAUCACCGGAGUGACUGCUCACCCGGAACGUCAUGACCACUCCAAAGUCCACCCUCCAGCAAUCCAUGCACGUGGCACAGACAAAUGCGCUCGUCAAAUCGAGCAUCGUCGUGAUGCGGCUUUCCUGAAGCGCAGGAAUGCCUUGGGCAAGCGGUCCACUUCCAACGCAAACCGUUUCAUGUACAAAGAACUCCAGAACAAGACCUGUACACUUUCCCCCGACACGAUCUUCGGUCCCUAUGAUGUUGACGGCGAGCUUCAUCGCCACGAUGUCCGGGAAGGACAGGAUGGUGUUGAUCUCUAUCUUGACCUUGGACUCAUCGACGUGGAGACCUGCGAGCCUCUCUCUGAUUCCUGGUUGACUAUCUGGUCCUGCAAUGCCACCGGAACCUACUCCGGGUAUAUUGGUAUCGACCCAGACACCGUCGAAGCAUACGAUGGCUGGACCACCAGAUCCGAUGGCACAACCGACGACUCCACCUUCCUGCGUGGAAUCUCCAAGACCAAUGAGGCCGGCAUUGGCGAGUUCCUCACCAUCUUCCCAGGCUACUACUCAUCCCGCACUACCCAUAUUCACGUCACCGUGCAGUCGAAGGUGAACGGAGAUGAUACAAGCUACUCCGAUGCAGCCACACAGCACGUUGGCCAAUUGUUCUUCCCUGAAGAUCUAAUCAACUCUGUCUACCAGUUGGCUCCGUACCAUGCUCACCUGGCUACCUUGAACCGCACUCUCAACUCUGAGGAUUCUCUGUACCCCACUGCCAACUCCGAUGGAAACGAUGCCAUUAUUGCCACGGAGCUGCUUGGACAGACUCUCGCAGAGGGCCUGAUUGGUUACAUUACCAUUGGUGUGAACAGGAGUGCUGCUGCUAUCGCUACCACUGGAGAGCAGGUCAAUGUGCAGGGAGCUAUUCCUACCGUUUCCCUGAGUGCGAGCGCCCAGGCUGCGGCCAACACUAUCGAUAUUGCUCAGGGUUACCGACCAAACGGUAUGAGAGUCUAG